Molecule: messenger RNA, 2280 nt
Organism: Poecilia latipinna (sailfin molly)
Lineage: Eukaryota; Metazoa; Chordata; Actinopteri; Cyprinodontiformes; Poeciliidae
Exons: 6
Coding region: 1217-2044 (275 amino acids)
Biological process (GO): negative regulation of receptor recycling; positive regulation of T cell receptor signaling pathway
Cellular component (GO): T cell receptor complex
Source: RefSeq, a predicted model, not a curated record
AAAACAGAAAAGAAGCAACAAGGAGGAGAGACUGAGCAAACUUUUCCCACCCUCCAUCCAGAUUUUUUAAUUUCUUUAUAUUUCUUGAGUGCAUAGGCAACUCUCUGGAUUCGUGUUACAUUUACCAGCAAAAUUAUAUUCUCAGAAUCUUGAACUUUAAAUGAAGAUCAUUUUAAAUGCUGGUAUUUUGGGCCUGACUUGGUCAAAUCUGCAAAUCUUUUUCUUUUCUGGAACUUAUGAAUGGGGAUUUUCGCCUGAAAGCCCAGUGAGGUCUUUUGAUGUAGCUGUUUUUGUUGCCAAUAGACGAGGAGCUCAAUAUCAAAGACCACUGUUGUCCACAGCUACCACAAAUUGACACUUCUGUUGACAAAGCAGGGCUAAAACCACAAACCACAAUGUACGUAAAGGCUAGCAAACAUAUUCACCACAAACGAUCAAACCUGGUAUAUUUUUUUCCUUCUUCUUUUGCAAAUCAUUUUGGUCAUUUAAAAUUGAAUAAAAAUUAAAUGUACUCUACAUAAAUUCCACCCCCCAACUCUCGCAACCUCACCCAAAUGCUGUCCCAAUAUACUAACACAGCCUCAUGUACUUUCACACACACAGUUUCCUAUUUAGUUUUACAGAGAAAAAAAUUCACGACAGCAGUUUUUUUUUUUCUUCUGAUUUUCCGACCACACUUGCAAAACCACAAGCUAUUGUGCAUGCAAGAUAUAAAUUCGAGAUACAGCAUCUCUGCAGUUUUACGAUAGUAAAGUGAUACUGUACUGUAGAAAAAGAAAUUUGGGCGAGUGCUGAUAGUUGCAUCCUCACCGUGAAAAUGCAAAUAUAAUGAAGAAUCAAAGUAAAACAAAAAAAAAUAUGUAGGUUUUGCUGACUGAACAUCUGGUCUUAACAACAACAACAACAAUCUGCUUUGGUAACCAAACUGGAACGUCCUCCUUUUGGUUCAUUUUGAUCAAAUGUUAUGCUAAGUUUAGAUGAUAUGAUGAAAUUAUAUUCUUACUCCCCAAAAUGGCAUUGAGGCAAUCUGCUUCAAAAUGAGGUUACAUUGUUUCCUGUUUGUAACUGAAAAGCAGCAAGUUUUCAAAGCGCUGUGAAAGCAGAGAGGGAGCAGAGGCGGGGUAAAAAUAGACAGUGUAGUACAAGACGGAGCGCAGUGAUGCCCCAUAGAAUGAGGAAAACGGAGACAACGAGACAACUAGCUUAGUUAAGGACAAUGGAAGGAAUAACAGUAGCCCUGAUACUCGUGUCUCUGGCCUUGCUAAUCUCUGUGUGUCUGAAUAUCAUCUUCUGCUUAAGACAAAGACACAUUUCAUGUAAAGAACCACAUAACUGCUGCCAACCACACAGUUCGGAAGAAGAAACCCUAUCACAAAUCGAAGGGCAAUAUUUUGGUAACGUCAGACAUCAAGAGGAGCAGGAAAAUCCCCACAAUCACCAUGAGCGACAGGAAAAUCCAAUCUAUGGCAACAUCAGCACAGAAAGACGUGGUUCUUCAGAGGUUUGCUACGAGACGAUGUCCAUCCAGCGCACUAGAGAUCGUCUUAAGCCUCCAGAGUCCGACCUGAAUUACGCCUCACUGGAUCUGAAGAUCGCAAAGAAUCGCAAGAAAAACAGACACAUGCAAGGCCAGGCACAAGGACGCCACAAGAAACACGAUCCGCUGGCGGAGCACCCGACGUCUCCCUUGAACGCCUUCUUAGAGGUGGACACGGAAGUGGACGCUCACCUGCCAUCCAGAGACACCAGUGUCAUGGUCUCACACAGCAGCAUCUAUCUCAACAGUCAACAGAUAGCCCAGGAGGCAGAGGAGAUGGAAAGAGAGAGAGGCAUCAGCAUGGACAAGGACAAUGUGGGAUGGGAUGGCUUACGAGAGAGCGAGGAAGGACGGAGAAGAGAUUGGGGUGAAGAUCGAGAAAGUGAGGACAGAAAAGAUAAUUGUGAUGAUCGCAAUGGGAAUAUAUGUAUCGAGCUUUUAGAGGUAGAAAAUACUCAGAGCUGCUCAAAUCAAGUCACUGACAGCUUUGACCAUGAUUGUGUCUAACUAUAUAUUUAAGUAUUAUAUUACUUUUCUCAAACUUUUCAACUUGUACUCUAGAAAAAUUUUAAAUUAUUUUCAUAUUUUCAGAGCAAAAACUGUAACUAUCAUCUUCAGUUUUCUCCACGCUUCGCUGAGUUGAGAAAUUUCCUCCUUGACACAGACAAUCUACCUCUUAAAGUCUCCAUAUUGAGCAACAGGAACAUACUAUGCUUUCUCUGUAAUAAACUACUUUAAAAAAA